CAUCAGUAUUUUUAUACAGUGACCUCAUCUCUUAUGGCAGCGACAGGACCUCACUAACCGUCUCACAGGCUUUUCUCAAUUACUUUACCUCUUAUAUUAACCUUAUGUCUUUAAAACUCGUAUAGAUUACACCAGGCAGUGAUGCUGUUGUAAUGUGGACGAAUAAAAUGGUGCGUCUGCUGGUUUGACGUCGACUUUUGAACGGGACCUUCACUAUGAGGCCCAAUACAAGGGAGCAGAGUGAUGAUGUCAUUGAUGGCAGGUAUCUCAGGUGGACUGCAGUGUGCAUGAGCUCCUGCCCAUACUAACGCUCCUGUCACAAACACACUGUGGUACCAGUGUCUCUCUCUCUCUGGGCUGUAGCCUCGCUCUGUCUUUGGACUGAUCUGAGACUGCCAAACACCAUGACAUCAUCCCUGGCUCACAUAAUGGUGCUCUUCAUCUCCUGAGGGCCUUCGUCAGUUUGUCAUUGCACUGCACAACCAGCUGGACCAUACUGAGGGCCACUGCAACAAGAGGGGCAGCUUUUUUGGGCCCGCAGGAGGGGUGGGGGGGGUGGGACAUGUCGGGGGGUCGUGCGGCAGUUGUGAGUAGGUGCACCUUUGCAGUGGGGAUGCAGAGGCCCAGGACUGUGAGGCCCAUUGGGGCAGAGGCUUUGGUAGCUCUGCUCGAAGGUGGCCUGGAUGGAGUGGUGCUGAUCGACAGCAGGCCUUUUGUGGAUUAUAAUUCGGCGCACAUCCUGGAGGCCGUUAAUGUCAACUGCUCAAAGCUCAUGAAGAGGAGGCUUCAGCAGGACAAGGUUCAGAUCACAGAGCUGCUGCAGCACUCAGCCAAGAAAAAGUUGGAGUUACGGGGCAAUCAAGAAGUUGUUGUGUAUGAUCAAAGUUCCUCAGACCUGGCAGCUCUCAGCCCUGACUCAUUCCUUUGUGUGCUGCUGCUCAAGUUAGAGAAGACAUUUCCUUCAGUCCAUCUCCUCUCAGGUGGUUUCUCAGAGUUCUGUCAUCUGUUCCCGGGGCUGUGUGAAGGGAAAUCCACAUGUGUGCCAUCAUGUGCGUCCCAGCCCUGUCCCCCAGCCACCAGCAUUGGCCCCACUCGCAUUCUGUCUCAUCUGUAUUUGGGCUGCCAGAGAGAUGUCCUGAAUAAGGAGCUGAUGCAACAGAAUGAAAUAGCUUAUGUCCUGAAUGCCAGCAACACUUGCCCCAAGCCUGACUUCAUCCCAGACUCCCACUUUUUGCGAGUUCCCGUUAACGACAGCUUCUGUGAGAAGAUCCUGCCUUGGUUGGACAGAUCUGUGGAGUUUAUUGAGAAGGCCAAAGCUUGCAACGCACGCGUCUUGGUGCAUUGUCUGGCUGGCAUCUCACGAUCUGCUACUAUCGCCAUCGCUUACAUCAUGAUGAGAAUGAACAUGUCACUGGACGAGGCAUACAGGUUUGUGAAGGAAAAGAGGCCAACCAUAUCUCCAAACUUUAACUUCCUGGGUCAACUCUUGGACUUUGAGAAGAGAAUCAAAAGUGUCAAAGAGAACGCUGAUGAAGCAGAUAUGCCCUCCAGACUUGUGUGUGACCAAACCUGCACGCCUGGUCCUGGGGCUGCUCCUCAAACCCCCCCUCUGCCUUGUACCCUCACGGAGCCAUCUGAAGAUCGUCUGCUGGAGCACCUGAGCAAUGUGCACCUCUUUGACUGCCCAGAGGAGGGCAUCAGACUCAAACGCUCCUUCUCACUGGACAUUAAGUCUUAUGGUGAACCUCCAGGGGCCAGUGGACACAGAGGGGAUGCAGGAAGGGCAUCUGCUUUCAAAGAGACCACCAGUAAACCAUGCCAGUUCUCCCCAGUGGAGGAGGUUUCAGAGCAGUCGACCCCAGAGCAGAGCCCUGACAAAGAAGAGGCCGGAGCUCCUGAGGCAGCAGUGAAGCCCCCCAAAAACUGCAGCUCCACGCUUCAGCGCAGCGGUAGUGUGGAGGACAGUGGGGGCCGUGUGGUGUUUAAGGGCAGCCCAGGCGGUGCUCUAAAAGGCUGGCACUCAGACAUUCUGCUGGGCCCUGUCACUGUGUCCACGUCCUCUCUGGCCGGCAGUUGGUUUCUAUCAUCAGAGUCCACGCGGUUUUACUCCACGUCAGCCAUUUUGACUGGCGGUGGAUUUGCCUACAACUACAGCCACGGCCUGGAGGCGGUGCAGCGCCGCAGUCGCCAAAGGACUGGGGAUUGUGGAGACUCACGCCGCAGUUGGCACGAGGAGAGCAAUUUUGAGAAGCAGCUGAAGAGGCGCAGUUGUCAGAUGGAGUUUGGGGACGCGAGGACAGACAGCCGCUCUCGAGAAGAAAUGGUCAAAGUUGGAAGUCAGUCGAGCUUUUCCGGAAGCAUGGAGGUGAUCCAGGUGUCCUGAAGCUAUUGGCGUGGCAAUACAAGAGAGUCGACGACUUCUCACAAACAAACAAUUACACCAACUAGCUGCUUCGCAACUUUAUCUUUUACGUUUAGAAAUACAGCAGUUUCACUUGAGUACAAGCAUCAUAAUUACAAAUGAAGAUGUAAAAAUUGAGUGUAUAAUCAUGAUGUAGCCUCAUAAUAAAAGCAGCAUUCAAACUGCAGUGUUGUUCCACAUAAUAGCAGCAGUCCAACAUUAAUUGCAGAAAAGAUUUGGUAGAAAUCAUAUUUUCCAACAGCCAUGGCAUGCAAGGUGUGUUUAUUACAGAAAAUAUGUUUUGUGUAAAACCAGUGUUUUCAUUUAAUUUUUUACAAACUGAAAAAAGUUCAGUUUUACUACCGCCUUUGAGUAUCUCUUGUGGCACCUACAAAUAGACAUUUCAUCCCUGGACAGUCACCUGAAACUUCACCCCACGUUAUAAUGGAAUUUAAAUCUGGGGUUGGCUCUCUAUUCUUCAGUCUUGAUUUGGAAUCAUGAACGAGGUCUUUUAUUGGUGUUUAUGGCUAAUUUUAAGGGUAUUUCCUCUUCAGCAUUAUGUAACAUGACAUCCCAAUUAAUAAGAAAAGCAUGUCAUGACUUUUGGGUUCAGUGGUUUUCGAUCUGACUAUUACUUCCACUUGUAUUAUGUCAUUUGCCAUGUAGAAAAAUGGCAUCUACCAAAAAUAGGGACUUCUGCUUUUGUUGGACUGCCAUCACAUUGAACAAUGCUGCUUUUUCUGAUGACCUCUGACCUUGUGAAUGUGAUGAAACCAACAGUGGAUGUGAAGAGCCUCUGAAUGUUUUGAAUCUCUACAAAACACUACAUUUCUACAGCAACAAAAGCAACUACAGACCAAGAGACCAAGGUGUUUUUCAUAUUUGUACUAGUCCAUUGUGUUACCAGUAGGUUUGACAGAGCGACAUGUUCCGGAGAACAGAGGCUAUUACGAGUGCUGGAGAGACAUUCACAGUUUAAUCUUUGCACUAUUUGUGGGCUGAGGAACCUGGUUAAUAGUGUGUUUGUGUUGUUGAUGCAGCCAUACUUCAGGUUUGAAGAUGUGAAUAUGGAUAAUAUAGACUCUUUAUUUUUUAGUAAAAUUGUUGAUUUAAGCAACAGAUUUGUGGAUGUGUGUUUUAAUAAUGACAGUUGAAUUAAAUUAGAAAGUUUGUUAA
Boleophthalmus pectinirostris (great blue-spotted mudskipper) is the source of this 3577-nucleotide messenger RNA. It is a transcript of the gene dusp16, whose product is annotated as dual specificity phosphatase 16. Lineage: Eukaryota; Metazoa; Chordata; Actinopteri; Gobiiformes; Gobiidae. The coding region runs from base 563 to 2383 and encodes 606 amino acids. The transcript has 7 exons. Gene Ontology annotation, biological process: negative regulation of MAPK cascade; protein dephosphorylation. Gene Ontology annotation, cellular component: cytoplasm; nucleus. Gene Ontology annotation, molecular function: MAP kinase tyrosine/serine/threonine phosphatase activity; protein tyrosine/threonine phosphatase activity. The record is from RefSeq and is a predicted model, not a curated record.